AUGGGCGAACGGGCCUGUAGCCAGCUGCAGAAAGCUCAUCUGACGAGUAAACCGAGAAUGUCGAACGUAGGCCACAAGCUCGUCGAUUUGUUCAUCACUCAGUUCUCGUGGACGACCCGUUCGCUUCUUUGGUGUGAUGCUAUCAGCUUGGAGAGCGUAGGAAACCUGUCUUGUCGAGACGCGAAGCAGUUCUGCGAUGAAUUUAUGCGUAUGCCCAGCAAGGCGCAGAGUGUGAAUCUGCAGCCUCUCGUUGCGAGAUAA
Molecule: messenger RNA, 261 nt
Organism: Ascochyta rabiei
Lineage: Eukaryota; Fungi; Ascomycota; Dothideomycetes; Pleosporales; Didymellaceae
Exons: 1
Coding region: 1-261 (86 amino acids)
Source: RefSeq, a predicted model, not a curated record